UUUACGUUGAUUGGCUGCAGAAAGGUUUUCAAAAAUUUCAGCGGCAGUUGAUAAAGCUGUUCGAAGCGCUGGGAAUAUUUCCCUAUUAUUAUUAUUUUUUUCUGUUAGCGUUUUCAUUUAUAAAACUGCUUCUGUAGUUGAACUUUUCUGCUGUAGGAAUCAUGUCGUUUUCCAGGGCUCCAUUGAAAAGAUUUAAUGAACACAUCGGCUGUGCUCCUCCACCAGGUACAUAUGAGCUGAAACCUGGAGAACUGAAGGGCGCUGCUUCGUUUCACAAGGCCGAGCGCUUCAAAUCACAGAAACUUGCUCCACCCACAUCCAACGAUGUGGUCAUGUCUCCAGUGCGCAGGACCAUGUCAGUUGAUGGCUUGGCCGAUAGUACAAAAAAGGACAAGAGCAACUUUCAAGUUGAAAUGAAACAGCAUAAGCUGCUAGAGAAAGAGAUCCGGUCACUGGUUCAGCAGAGAGGAGAACAGGACCGCAGGCUUCAGGCCCUAGAGGAAGAGCUAAAGAAGCUGGAGGCUAAACUGCUGGCUGCUGUGAGAGAGAAGACUGGUCUCGCAGCCAGCGUGGCCUCUUUUGAAAGACAGCUUGCAGAGUUAAAGAAAACCAACGAGUUUCUCAAAAACAAGGUUUCUGCAGACACCACAAAGAAGAAAAUCCACUCACUGUCUAUGGAGCUUAUGGAAGCAAGAAACAAACUAGAUGCUAAAGACAAGGAGCUGAGUUUCCUACAGAUCAGCUCAGAAGGCAAAAUAAAGGUGCUGGAGACUGAUCUUGAAGCUUCAAGAGCAACUCUUAACUCUAUUAAGGACAGAAACAAAGACCUGGAGAGCCUACAUGAAGAGACUAAAGCUCACAAUGAGGAACUGGAGAAAGAAAUGGAUAAGCUGCAUGCUGUUAUACAGGAGCUGAGGGAGGAGCUCAAAGUGCUGCAGAGCUACCUUGAUACUGCAAAUGAAGAAAUUCAGGAUCUAAAAGGAAAACUGCAGGACAAGUCCACAAUGGAGCGCCGGGUCUCAGAUUCUCAAGAGAAACUUGGCGAGGUGGAGCAGAAGUUGGAGCGGCGCAUGGUGGAGCUCCAGGAGUCUCGGAGUAUUUUACAGGAGAAGGAGCAGGAGCUGCAGAGGUGCCAGCAAGAACUGAAGGAAUGCAGCAGCACGCUCGGGGAGCGUCAGAAAGAGCUGGAAAAUCACAAGCGUGACCUGGAGGCCUCUCGGGCUACGCAGAAAGAGCUGGAGGAGAAGAUCGUCAAGGGAGCGCAGGAGCUCAGGGACUCGCAGAGCACAGUGAAACAGCAAGAGCAGGAGCUGGCACGAGUGAAGGAGGUGCUGAGAAGAACAGAAGAGGAGUUGGACCAGCGUGUGGCGCACAUGAAUGAGCGUUGCUUGAGCAUGGAGGAUGAGCGGGCCAGGACACAGGAGGAAGGACUGAGGAGAGUGCAGGAACUGCUAGCUGAAGUUAGCUCAUUGGAGGAGAGCAAGAAGUGUGAGAAAGAAGCUCAUGACAAGCUAAAGCAACAGCACACUGCUCUUGCCGAACAGUUGGAGGAAGAGAAGACUCGUAAUGAGUCCCUGUCCAGCACGAUGGCAUCUCUGCGUGAAGACCUAGACAAAGAGAGGAAGCAGUUAGAGGCAGAGCUGGAAGAGGUGCUGGAGGAAGUGAAUGUGCUCGAGGAGCAGGACAAGCUCCUGCAUGAGACCAUCCGUCUCCUGACCGAGGAGAAGCUCACAAUGGAGGAAGAACUGAAGAACGCCCGUGCAGAACUAGAGAGGCACAAAACAGAGAACAGGACUUUGGAAGAGGUUCAUCAGGAGACUGUGAAGAAACUACAGGACGAACACAACAACUCGCUGGGAAAGUUAGGUGACAUGGCUGCUGAGCUAGAGAGCACCACGCAGGCUCUCAGUACACAGCGAGAGCAGGAUCAGACUCGUGUACAGGAACUGAAGGAGGAGCUGAGCAGAAUCACUCAGCAACUGCAGGAUGAACAGAAUAAACUCCUGCACCAGCAGCACACUCAGGAAAAGGAGAAGGAGGAGCAUACCAGGAUGCAGCUAGAGGUCCAGACUAAGCUGGCCCAAUGUGAGAUGGACUUGAGGCUGGCCAAGGAGGAGUUAGCACAGGAGCAAGAGGAGAAACGGCAAGCCCUAGCUGAGGUGGAGCAGACUCAGCAGCAGCGGAGGGAGUCAGCAGAAGGCAACGUUCACGAGGCACGGCUCCUCCAGGUGCAGAUGGAGGCAUUGAAACAGGAAAAGGAGCAGCUUGAGCAGGAGAAGGAGCAGCUCCGUCAGCAGAUGGAGCAGGAGAAGGACCAGCUCUGCCAUCAGAUGGAGAAGAAUGAGCAGCUCUGCCAGCAGAUGACGAGGGAGAAGGAGCAGCUCUGCCAGCAGAUGGAGCAGGAGAAGGAGCAGCUCUGCCAGCAGAUGGAGCAGGAGAAGGAGCAGCUCUGCCAGCAGAUGGAGCAGGAGAAGGAGCAGCUCUGCCAGCAGAUGGAGCAGGAGAAGGACCGGCUCUGCCAUCAGAUGGAGAAGAAUGAGCAGCUCUGCCAGCAGAUGGAGCAGGAGAAGGACCGGCUCUGCCAUCAGAUGGAGAAGAAUGAGCAGCUCUGCCAGCAGAUGGAGGAGGAGAAGGAGCAGCUCUUCCAGCGGAUGGAGCAGGAGAAGGAGCAGCUCCGCCAGCGGAUGGAGCAGGAGAAGGAGCAGCUCCGCCAGCGGAUGGAGCAGGAGAAGGAGCAACUCUUCCAGCAGAUGGAGCAGGAGAAAGAGCAACUCUGCCAGCAGAUGGAGCAGGAGAAGGAGCAGCUCCGCCAGCGGAUGGAGCAGGAGAAAGAGCAACUCUGCCAGCAGAUGGAGCAGGAGCAGCACAAAUUAAAGGAACAGCUCACAGAGGCACAAACAAGCACAUCAAAUGAUGAGACUGAGCACUGGAGGACAUUGUAUGAACAGCUCUACUCUAAAGUUAAGCCCUUCCAGGAGCAGCUAGAUGGCUUUGCAGCAGAAAGGGAUGCAUUGCUGUCUGAGAAAGGGGCCACUCAGGCAGAGCUGAAUAAGCUGGCAGGCGCCUAUGCCAACCUGCUGGGCCAUCAGAACCAACGACAGAAAAUCAAGCACAUGGUCAAGCUCAAGGAGGACAACUUGGAGCUCAAGCAGGAAGUGACUAAGCUGAGGACACUAGUGGGGAAGCAGAAGAGGGAACUGGAGCAGCUCAAGUCCAGUGAGGCGCCACGCCGGUUUGACCCCAGCAAGGCCUUCAAACACGAGCAUAAAGAGAAUCAGCAGCCUGUGAUGCCUCUGAGAUAGAGCCAGAAUGUACAAGUUGGCUACUAAUCAGUCGUUACAUGAAUAUAUGAUGUAUUGUCACAUUGUAAUUCCCACACUGUGUUUGUAGGGUUAAUGUAUACCGUCACAAAGAAUUUAGUGAUCUAGACUUUGAGAGGAAGAACCUGUCAAAGAAAAAGUACAAGCAGUUCUUGGUGGAUAUUAUCUGUGAUGUCUUAAGGCAAGCUUUGAGGGAAUUCCUUCUACACUUGGGUAUUUCUGUUCUCCGUGGUAUCUGGACACAGGGUGUUUCUAUUUAUUGUCUGCAUUUGUGUUUUGGGUCACUAAUACAGCAGGACUUAAUAUGGGAAUUGAAAUAUAUUUUUAAAAUGAGUAAUAUUUUAAGCAUCUUUUUUUUGUUUUAUGUCUUGAUUACCCAACUACUAGAUCUGUUAAAAUAUGUAUGUUGUCUAGUAUGCUGUAAGACUGGGUUAUGCGUGCUCAUCCAUUAUCUUCACUUCAAUUCUGAUUCAUUUUGUAACCUUUGAACUUACUUUCAAUCUAAUUUUGUAGUCCUGUUAAUCCAAUUUAUAUUUUCAAUCCAAUUACUCAACUCAGUUCAGCACAUUUCAUGUACCAUAAUUUGAUUACUUGGCUGCUCUUUUCUUUGUUCUAAUGCUUUACUUUUUAAAGCUUUUACAAAUCUUUUCUUUUAUGAUUUUAAAUCUGAUGAUUGUGUUGCUAUGUCAAACAGUUAUUUAAUAAAAAAAA
This is a messenger RNA of Hemibagrus wyckioides, 4031 nucleotides long. RefSeq names its product hyaluronan-mediated motility receptor (RHAMM) (gene hmmr). The record is from RefSeq and is a predicted model, not a curated record. The transcript has 19 exons. Gene Ontology annotation, cellular component: membrane. NCBI's taxonomy places the organism in Eukaryota, Metazoa, Chordata, Actinopteri, Siluriformes, Bagridae. Gene Ontology annotation, molecular function: hyaluronic acid binding. The coding region runs from base 162 to 3302 and encodes 1046 amino acids.